AUGACGCUUAACCUGGAUCGAUUACCUUUCGAUAUUCUUUUCAACGUUGCUGCGAGACUAUCAUAUGCGGACGUCAUCCACCUCACUUUGACGUGUAGACAAUUAUACCAGCUCAGAGGCGAGAGUACAUUGUGUCGACGGGUUGUGCAAGAUCACGCGCCUUUCACUCAAGAAGCAAAGUUGGCAGCCGAAGAAAAAAUCACCUAUCGCGAAGCCUUGGAACGCAUCUAUUCCCGACAAGGCUCAUUUGCUACAGCCACUCCUAGCUCAGCCUGUGUCGUCGACUACGGAUCCGCUGUCAUUUAUAGGCAGAAUGUUCUUUGCUACAUGUCACAUGGCAUCGUGCGGGUUCGCUCUGUGCUCGACACAUCGGAAGAUUUUGAGGUAGACACGGCGCCCGUGGCUAAAUGGCUGUCACAGACUCACUUCGGCACGGCGGACAUCCAGCCGGAAAUUAGCCUGCUGUACUACAGCGACUGGGUGGUUUCGCUACAUUUCGACUACAGCGAGACGGAGCUAUGUGCCAACUGGCGCGAUGACGGGCACUGGUUGAUCUAUGUCGAGUUACGCAAAUUCGACCCCAUGACCGGCGCUGGUGUCAGUCUCAUCAGACCCCCCGAAGGAGCCAGCAAGCUCUUCGUUAGAAACACGGCCAAUUAUCUUUUUUACGGAACCCACACCGGCGUGGGUACACACGGCCACCACGAGUGGAAAGUACAAGGCCUCUCACUGUCUGACGACUCUCCGCUACCGCACAUGCCCGCACUUCAGUUGGACGAAUUGGUUGGCUCCGACCUCGGAUCAACUGUUGCCUUUGAGAUUCACGAUGGCCAAUUCUACGCCGUGUCCAAUCAGACGUCCUUCGUGGUCGAGGAGGUGGAUUGGACAUCCUUCUACCACUGCAUCAGGUUCCCCCUGCAUAAACCGGUCAGAGAGGAGGUACAAGUCAACACGAGGGUCUAUCGCAGGCAGCACGCCGAGGGUCCAAUCAACGACUCCUGGACGGACUUGGGCCUACAGGUGGACGAGAAGACGAACAAGCUGCAAAUCGUCGAAGCACGGCGUGAGUGGCGCAACGGAGGCAGCAAACAAGAGCGCACCUUCUACACGCGCGAGAUCACCUUCCCUCCCAAACGCUCAGCUCCGAGGCGACAGACCGGUGAACAAGGGGCGGUGGUGGCGAGUCGAGGCGACGGCACGCUGCAGUCAGCCUCACCGACUCCUUCAGCUUCGCCAUCCGCAUCGCCCGACGCCACACCCACCCCUGAAGGCGCCCAGGGGCGGCAGCAGCAGGACGAAGACGUCGCGCCCCUCCUCCCCGCAGACGACCUGCUCGUCCAGACGCUCGGCUCGGGCAACAACCCGCACUGGGCGCCCGCCGAGGAGCGGCUGCCGCGCGCCUACCAUCCCGAGCGCAAGCACGACGAGCAGCGGCUCGCCGCCGGCCUGCCCCCCUCGCAAGCCUUCAUCCUCGCCCGCACCAAGCACCGCGCCUACAACCUCUCCUGCUCCGCCUUCCUCGACCUCGUCGAGGACGACAGGUGCUGCCCGACGGCCGCCGCCGCCGGCGACCCGCCCUGUCUCCGCCUCCGCAUCGGCGCGCGCAAGAGACAGCCGCUGCUGCCCGUCGAGGCCUGCGACGGCGUCGUCGGUGCCGAGAGGAAAGGGAAGGCCAGGGCCGUGGCUGCGGCCGUCGACGUCGACGUCGGCGCGAGUACAAAGCUUCCGCCGUAUGAGGACCGCUUCCUUUACCCGCCUGUCAGGCUGUGGCCGCCGUCUGGCGAGCAGCAGCAGCAGCAGCAGCAGCAGCAGCAGCAGCCUGGCACCGGCACCAGCGACGGCGAUGACAGUGAGGGCGCAGGCGCGGGCGUCAGGGCGUACGGUUGCGCGAAGAAGCUGCACGACAUCCUGAACGCGCCGCUGACGCCGCCUCAGCCUGUCCUUGUCUCUCCUGCAUCGUCGACGACGGCGACGACGACGACGACGCAGAUGACAGCUCUGUCUCUCGGCGGUGCGGGCGGGUACACGGCUCCGCCGCCGGCGACGGAGAUUGUGGCGGCGGCGGACGAGAGGAGCGUCGUCUUCUUGCGGAGACCCAAGUAUGGCGGCGGGGAGCGCAGCGGGCCGAUUGUGCUGGUGAGCUUCGAUCGCGGCAUCGCGGCGGAGGAGCUGGCGUGUGACGCCGGCGUGAGGGCGGUGGAUGAGGAGGCGAUGGCGGCGGCGACGCGGAAGGACAGCGGCGUUUCGAUGGGGAACGUCUUGGCCGAUGCUCCGUGGAUGAAGUCGUCGACUGCGGGACGGAGUGGGCAUGAGAAUCAGAUGAUGUGGAAGAGGGAUGAAUGCUGGGAGAAGGGUUGCGCGUGUGUGGGAAGGAUGGUGUGCGGAGCUGCCGGAUGA
This is a messenger RNA of Diplodia corticola, 2397 nucleotides long. RefSeq names its product f-box domain-containing protein. Gene Ontology annotation, molecular function: protein binding. The coding region runs from base 1 to 2397 and encodes 798 amino acids. The record is from RefSeq and is a predicted model, not a curated record. Lineage: Eukaryota; Fungi; Ascomycota; Dothideomycetes; Botryosphaeriales; Botryosphaeriaceae. The transcript is spliced from 2 exons.